Messenger RNA from Brassica rapa (field mustard), 1012 nucleotides. RefSeq names its product basic endochitinase CHB4. The record is from RefSeq and is a predicted model, not a curated record. Gene Ontology annotation, molecular function: chitinase activity; chitin binding. NCBI's taxonomy places the organism in Eukaryota, Viridiplantae, Streptophyta, Magnoliopsida, Brassicales, Brassicaceae. Gene Ontology annotation, biological process: cell wall macromolecule catabolic process; chitin catabolic process; carbohydrate metabolic process.
AACUUCUUCCUUCUCAACCGUAAAAAUGAAGCUAAACAUGACUUUAACAAAAAAUUCCUUAAUCCUUUUCCUUUGCUUCUUAAGUUUAUACUCUGUAACAGUCAAGUCUCAAAACUGCGGUUGCGCUCCCAACCAUUGUUGCAGUCAGUUUGGUUAUUGUGGUACCAACGAUGCUCAUUGCGGUGCUGGAUGCAAAUCAGGUCCCUGCAAAGUCACUGAAACACCAAUCGGUGGUGGUACAGCGGUCAGUAGCAUUGUGACGGAACAAUUCUUUAACGACAUUAUCAAAAACGUUGGUAGUGGAUGUGCCGGAAAAAGAUUUUACACUCGUGAUUCUUUUAUCAACGCCGCUAAUACUUUUUCCAAGUUUGCUACUUCCGUUACUAGGCGUGAAAUUGCUACCAUGUUUGCUCAUUUCACUCACGCUACUGGACACUUUUGCAACAUUGAAGUAAUAAAUGGAAGGUCACGUAAAGUUCAAAAAAAAAGAAAUGGAAGGUCACGUAACGACUGCGACGAGAACCCUAUACAAGAUGAUUGUUCCCCGGGCAAAGAUCUUCAAAGCCCAUCUGAGCUUGUGGGUACCCCAACUGUAAGUUUCAAAACGAGUUUGUGGUUUUGGAUGAAUAGCGUAAGGCCAGUACUUAACCAAGGAUUUGGAGCCACAAUAAGAGCCAUCAACGGAAUCGAAUGUAACGGUGGUAAUUCAGAUGCGGUCAAUGAAAGGAUUAGGUACUAUCGAUACUAUUGUCGACAACUUGGUGUGGACCCUGGUUCUCACCUUAGUUGCUAAAACGUUCUUCGAACGACACGUGAUGUACGGGCAGAAUAAGAAAUGGAAAAAAUAAUAUGUCUACUUUCGGUAUGCACCAAAUUAUCAAUAAAGUUUGUAUUUCUUUUUGGUAAAAAUAGUUUGUAUUUAGUUUUAUACAUGUUUAUUAAUAUCUUGUAAAGCGUGUGCUUUUUGUGUACCAUACUAUUUCUACAUGCAAAAUGAUCUUUUUGCGUACCA